Molecule: messenger RNA, 1158 nt
Organism: Cetraspora pellucida
Lineage: Eukaryota; Fungi; Glomeromycota; Glomeromycetes; Diversisporales; Gigasporaceae
Source: the annotation of a GenBank genome assembly
AUGGCAACGGAUGAUGGUUGUAAGAGUCUUUAUGUUGGUAAUCUCGAUCCCAGGGUAACGGACAGCAUGCUUCAUGAGAUCUUUGGAGUAGCAGGAUCCGUGAACAAUACGAAAAUCAUUCCUGAUAAAAAUUAUCAACAUGGUGGACUGAAUUACGGCUUCGUGGAAUUCAACGACCAUCGUUCAGCUGAACAAGCUCUUCAAACACUUAAUGGAAGAAAAAUAUACAACAUGGAAAUUAAAGUGAAUUGGGCUUUUCAGGGACAACAAGGUCAUAAAGAGGAUACAUCAAAUCAUUACCAUAUCUUUGUUGGAGAUUUAAGUCCAGAAGUUAAUGAUGAAGUACUUGCUAAAGCAUUUAGUGCGUUUGGGAGCAUGUCAGAUGCUCGCGUUAUGUGGGAUGUUAAUUCUGGAAAAUCUCGAGGAUACGGAUUCGUUGCUUUCCGUGACAAGACAGAUGCGGAACAAGCCAUCGCAACAAUGAAUGGGGAAUGGCUUGGAAGUCGUGCUAUCCGGUGCAAUUGGGCCAAUCAAAAAGGACAACCGGGUCCUGGAAGCACAUCAGAUCGACAAGGAAGCUCCACACAAACACCUCAAUUAUCCUACGAAAUCGUUGUUGCACAAACACCACACUAUAAUAGUACAGUAUAUGUUGGCAAUUUGCCACCUUAUACUACACAGGAGCAUUUGCUACCAUAUUUCCAGCCUUUCGGAUAUAUCAUCGAAGUUCGCAUGCAAGCGGAUCGUGGUUUUGCUUUUGUGAAACUAGACUCCCAUGAGAAUGCUGCGAAUGCAAUCGUAAAUUUGCAAAAUACGAAUUUUCAUCUUCACAUUCAGUGUUCAUGGGGAAAAGAUAGGGCACCAGAGCAAGCCACAGCUUCCUACCAUACAUAUGGUGUACCAAGUACGGCUUAUAAUUAUCCAUACGGAUAUUAUAGUAAUCAUACUGCACACCCUUAUGCCACACCCCAAUAUUCUUAUAACGGAUAUGACGCAUACGGUCAAUACUUUCCGUACGGUUACAACCAACCCACUGGUGCGGGUGCUCCUGGCGCUCCGGGGAUGGGAACCCCGACUAGUUCACACACGGUCGCUGGAAGUCAUCCGCCUUCAGUUGGUAGUCAUGGUCCUUCUGGUGGAAGUACAUAUUCUGGCUAA